This is a messenger RNA of Anneissia japonica, 720 nucleotides long. RefSeq names its product salivary glue protein Sgs-3-like. Lineage: Eukaryota; Metazoa; Echinodermata; Crinoidea; Comatulida; Comatulidae. The record is from RefSeq and is a predicted model, not a curated record. The annotation marks the transcript as partial. The transcript has 15 exons.
UUAGCAAAACCUACCACAGCAGCACAACCGACAACGUCAGUGACAACUGAGGAACCUACCACGGCAGCACCACCUACAACAUCAGGGACAACUGAGGGACCUACCACAGCAGCACCACCUACAACAUUAGUGACAACUGAGGAACCUACCACAGCAGCACAACCGACAACGUCAGUGACAACUGAGGAGUCUACCACAGCGGCACAACCGACAACAUCAGUGACAACAGACGAACCUACCACAGCAGCACAACCGACAACAUUAGUGACAACUGAGGAACCUUCCACAGCGGCACAACCGACAACGUCAGUGACAACUGAGGAACCUACCACAGCAGCACAACCGACAACGUCAUUGACAACUGAGGAGUCUACCACAGCGGCACAACCGACAACAUCAGUGACAACAGACGAACCUACCACAGCAGCACAACCGACAACAUCAGUGACAACUGAGGGACCUACCACAGCAGCACUACCGACAAAAUCAGUGACAACUGAGGAACCUUCCACAGCGGCACAACCGACAACGUCAGUGACAACUGAGGAACCUACCACAGCAGCACAACCGACAACGUCAGUGACAACUAAGGAACCUACCACGGCAGCACCACCUACAACAUCAGUGACAACUGAGGAACCUACCACAACAACACAACUAACAACAUCAGUGACAACUGACGAUAGGUUUUUGACUCAUACCGAAAUAAAUAUUUCAAAA